Messenger RNA from Pungitius pungitius (ninespine stickleback), 1989 nucleotides. Its product is annotated as stonustoxin subunit alpha-like. Gene Ontology annotation, molecular function: protein binding. The coding region runs from base 367 to 987 and encodes 206 amino acids. NCBI's taxonomy places the organism in Eukaryota, Metazoa, Chordata, Actinopteri, Perciformes, Gasterosteidae. The transcript has 4 exons. The record is from RefSeq and is a predicted model, not a curated record.
GGCUGUAACCUCUCAGAGAGAAGCUGUGAAGUUCUGUCCUCAGUCCUCAGCUCCCAGUCCUCUAGUCUGAGCGAACUGGAUCUGAGUAACAACGACCUGCAGGAUUCAGGACUGAAGCUUCUGUGUGAUGGACUGCAGAGUCCACACUGUGACCUGGAGACUCUCAGCCUGUCAGGCUGUCUGAUCACAGAGGAAGGCUGUGCUUCUCUGGUCUCCGCUCUGAGCUCCAACCCCUCCCACCCGAGAGAGCUGGACCUGAGCUACAACCAUCCAGGAGACUCAGGAAAGAAGGUGCUGUCUGAUGGACUAGAGGAACCUCACUGGAGUCUGGAGACUCUCAGGGUGGAGCCUGCUGGAGUCCGAUGGAUGACACCAGGUCUGAGGAAGUAUUCCUGUGAACUCACAAUCGACACAAACACAGUGAACAGAAGACUCAAACUGUCUGACAACGACAUGAAGGUGACACAUGAGGAGGAGGUUCAGUCAUAUCCUGAUCAUCCAGACAGAUUUGACAUCUGUCCUCAGCUGCUGUGUAGAACUGGUCUGACUGGUCGCUGUUACUGGGAGGUCGAGUGGAGAGGAGACGUUGAAGUAUCAGUGAGUUACAGAGGAAUCAGGAGGAAAGGAAGCAGUUAUGACUGUGAGUUUGGAUACAAUGAUCAGUCCUGGAGUCUGAGAUGCUCUGAUAAAGGUUACUCUGUCUGGCACAAUAAGAGAGUAACACACAUCACCUCCUCCUCCUUCUCCUCCUCCUCCUCCUCUCAUAGAGUAGCAGUGUAUGUGGACUGUCCUGCUGGCUUUCUGUCCUUCUACAGAGUCUCCUCUGACUCACUGAUCCACAUCUACACCUUCAGCACCACGUUCACUGAACCUCUUUAUCCUGGGUUCUUGUUCUGGUCCAGUUCUGGUUCCUCAGUGUCUCUGUGUCCUCUGCAGGACGGAGAGUCUCCUCCUGGUGGAGAACCUUCCGCUCUGCUCACCACAUAGUUCAGUGUGUACAGCUGGUGGAGGUCCAUGUGGGUGUAGGUGCAGGUGGAGCAGGUGAGGGGUACCUGAGCCGGUCUGGACUCUGGGGGUCCACAGCUCUCUGGGACUUGUGGUGUUGCAGAUGAACGUGUGAACAAGCUCAGCGAGGUGUGUUUUAAUGCCUCUGUGGAUGAAGCAAUAAUCAUCAUUUAGACGUUGGCUCCUAAUUAGGGUUUAAUCUUAAUCUUUAUGUGUCACAAUGCUCAAGGAGACAUUGUAUAAUAAAAGCAGGGUUAUUUUUAAGGAUGGUUAGUAAAGAUAUAAAUAAGUCAAAUAUGAACGUAAUCUUUCUAAAUGUGUUAAAUCAAAUCUAAUUUCACAGGAUCAGGUUUGUUCUGUUAAAGAACCUUUAACAAACCUCUGAAGAACAGAUUUAAUAACAGAUUCUAUCAGGUACUUGUUUUCAUUAACGUUAUAUAAAAGUAGGGCUGUCAAGAGUAGCGCGUUAACGACGUUAAUUAGUAGUUUGUUGCUAAUUACGUCAAUUUUUUAUACACAUUUCACGCAUGCGCAGUGUGACAAAUUAUUCAGGUGAGGAAAGUGCCUCUUCUUCUAGGGAAUGCACUUCAUCCUAUUCAACACAUUACUGCCCCCUGCAGGCACAUGUCAGGCCGUCAGGUUCAGCAAGUCGUUUGCGCCACGCUGAAUGUUCGCAGCCAUUCACCAAAUCAACCUCAGAUCAUGUGACCAACACAACAGCAAAAUGACGCUGGAAAUGGUAGUGAGCAGAAAUAAAGAGGCCGUCAUCGCCAUACUCGCCAACAUUGAGACCUCAGAAUUAGGGAGAUAUUCAAAAGGACCGGUUUGGACUGGUUUGCAUUUCAGAAAGAAAAAAUGGUUAGGAUUAAGGUGUAACUGCAAAUAGUGAUUAAUCCUGAUUAAUCUACUGAAAAUUCUGAUUAAAUUAAUUUUAAUCAUUUGACAGCCCUAAUAAAAGUACAACUUUUAGUCACUCCAUGUAUU